CUCUGCGCCGACACGAGUCACCAUCGCUCUCUGCAGCAUCUUCCGACCGAGCCGUCUCCAUGUCCGCCGACGAGGACAGCUGCUACCUGUGCAAGGAGUACCUCAGGGAUCCUGUGUCCAUCCCAUGUGGCCACAUCUUCUGCGCCAUCUGCCUGAAGACUUACUGGGACCAUGCUGACCACACAGGUCUGUACCUCUGCCCCGAGUGCAGGGUCACCUACAACAAGAGGCCCACGCCGAGACGCGUCGGAAGCUCCCGCCAGUCCACCCUCCAACGCAACUCUGAGUCCUUCCCACCGCCCCCUCCGUCGCCUGAUUACAACUACGCGGGACCCCAGGAUGUAGGCUGCGACAUCUGCGUCGGGAAGAAGCAGAAAGCCAUCAAGAGCUGCCUGAUGUGCCUGGCGUCUUAUUGUGAGAAGCAUCUCAAGCCUCACUACGAGUCAGCCACUUUCAAACGGCACAAGCUGGUGGAUGAAAUCGGCCACCUGGACAGGCAGAUCUGCCCCCAGCAUCAGAAGGGUCUGGAGCUGUUCUGCCGCACCGACCAGAUGUGCAUCUGUGUGCUGUGCACGGUGAAAGAACACAAAGGCCACGACAUGGUGUCUGCGGAGCAGGAGAGGACCGACGAGCAGCAACGGUUGGGAGCCACACAGGCCGAGAUCCAGGAGAAAAUCCACGACCGGCUCAAGCAGAUGGAGGAGCUGAAGCAGGCCGUGGACUCACUCAAGAACUCUGCCCACAGGGCGCUGCAAGAAUGUGAAAAGAUGUUCAGCGACAUGAUGCGCUCCAUUGAGAGAAUGCAGCAGGAGAUGGCCAAGCUGAUCUCCUCCAACAAGAGGGCGGCGCUCAACAACGCAGAAGGUCACAUGGAGCGUCUGAGCAACGAGAUCGCGGACCUGAAAAGGAGAGACAACGAGAUCACGCAGCUGUCCCGCACCGAGGAUCACAUUCACUUCAUCCAGAGCUACCACAUGCUGAUAGCCCAGACGGAGGCCGAGGAGCUGCCCACCGUCACCGUCAACCCCUACUUCUCCUUCGACCCCGUCACCAAGAGCGUCUCUGAGAUGAAGCAGCACAUGAACGAGUUCAGCAACGAGGAGCUGGUGAAGCUCGCCAAGACAGUCAACAAGAUGCCCUUCUGUGAACUGGAGGACUCCAAGAAGAGACGCUCGAUUAAUAAAGGUGAGGAAGCCGUCGUGUACAAGACUCUCCAGUCCACGUCUUCAGCCGCUCCGGUCCAGGAACCGCGCUACAGGGAGGAUUUCCUGAAAUAUGCCUGUCAGCUCACUCUGGACUCGAACACGGCCUACAGACAGCUCUACUUAUCGCGAGGGAACCGCAAAGCUGCCCUCAAGAGAGACCCUCAGUCCUACAGCGACCACCCUUCCAGGUUCGACUCCCUGCCCCAGGUCCUGUGUAGGGAGCCCCUCUCCGGCGGCGCCUACUACUGGGAGGUGGACUGGAGCGGGGAGGGGGCCGCCAUCGGCGUCACCUACAAAGGCAUCAAGAGGAGCGGAUACGGAGACAGCUGCCGCAUCGGCUACAACCGCAAGUCCUGGAGCCUGUUCUGCUCCGACUCCAGCUACUCAGCUCGUCACAACAAGGACCAGCUGGAGGUGCGAGCUCCCUACUCGUCCCGCAUCGGGGUCUUCCUGGACCACGCUGGGGGGACCCUCUCCUUCUACACCGUGGGCGACACCAUGUCGCUCAUCCACCGCUUUAAGGCCUCAUUCAGCGAAGCUGUCUACCCAGGUUUCUGGGUCUGGUAUGAGUCGGCCAUCACUAUCAUGCAGCUGUGAUUUAACACAUCAAUGUAAAACUGUGAUUAAAUUGAAGUAUGACCUUACAGAACAAUCUACAGAACAAAUAUUGCUCCUUUUGCUUCAUGACAGGAUUUUAAUGAUCCUACCAGAUUUUAUAUGUUGAUUUUUAGAUCAAUGUGUUACUCAUCAGGGGAACUAUAUGUGAUGACUGUGAAUAUACUGUGCAAAUAAACAUGACUAUGAGCAUUUACCAUUUAAAAUAAUGAAGACUGUACUUGAUUCAAGUAUGACAUGAUCAUUUAUACACUGAUGUGCUUUUUCAAUAAAUGAUUUUUUCCACA
This is a messenger RNA of Betta splendens (Siamese fighting fish), 2107 nucleotides long. It is a transcript of the gene ftr83, whose product is annotated as finTRIM family, member 83. Gene Ontology annotation, molecular function: protein binding; zinc ion binding. Lineage: Eukaryota; Metazoa; Chordata; Actinopteri; Anabantiformes; Osphronemidae. The record is from RefSeq and is a predicted model, not a curated record. The transcript is spliced from 7 exons. The coding region runs from base 60 to 1802 and encodes 580 amino acids.